GCGUUUUUUUUUUUUUUUAAUUCUAUCCUUAUCGUUUAUUGAAUGUAAAAUAAAGAGAGAACGACAAAAAAAGCGCGUUAACAUCUUUAUAAGCGUGUUUUGAAUAUGAAUCAAUUACUUUGCAAUUGGAAACGAUCGAUACACAAUAUACGUGCGUUAUCAUUUACGGUGCAGCUGCAGGUUUCUGUUGUAUGCACAUUUUUCUUCCUACUUCAUCACUUGAUUUGGAAAUAACCUACAACGUCGAACUUUGGAGACGUAUCGUUACUAUGGCAGCUCAGGUGCACGAAUUCAGCGUCGAAAUGACAUGCGAGGGAUGCUCAACUGCUGUGCAAAACGUACUCAGGAAAAAAGAAGGUAUCAAUGAUAUCAAGAUAGAUUUACCAGGGAAGAAGGUACUUGUGACCACUGCACUGGAUUCAGAUGAGAUUUUACAAACAAUCAAGAAAACAGGAAAGGGUUGCCAGUUCUUAGGGACCCGUUAAGAAAAAUGAAUGAUUUACACUAUGUGAUUGUAACAGGUGCUGCUAAAUAUGUCAGGCAUAUAUUAUAAGAGAGAUAUUUUUUACAUUGUAUCUUUUCUAUAAAAAAUAAGAAAAAUUACAUUAAUUACUUAUUCAUAUAUAUAAGUACAAAAAUAUAGGUACAUUUUAGAUCAUAUAUUGAUAUAAUUAAAUUUUUAUUAUCUUAAGCAGCUUUCAUAUUAAAAAUUUUUUGAAUUUAUUAUAAUUCAACAUGAGAUAUGUUACGUUUUUCAUUUAUAAUAUAAAGCUUUGAAAUAUUGUCUCAG
Molecule: messenger RNA, 790 nt
Organism: Solenopsis invicta (red fire ant)
Lineage: Eukaryota; Metazoa; Arthropoda; Insecta; Hymenoptera; Formicidae
Gene: Atox1
Product: copper transport protein ATOX1
Exons: 3
Coding region: 192-485 (97 amino acids)
Biological process (GO): copper ion transport
Cellular component (GO): cytosol
Molecular function (GO): copper chaperone activity; metal ion binding
Source: RefSeq, a predicted model, not a curated record